AUGCUUUGCACGAUGCCGAUGGUUCCUCCCUCUCUUUUCUUGACUUUCCCCCUCCCCUCUUACGCCUUCCUCUUCCCUUCUUACCGCCCAACCGCCCUGUCCCCCGAGGUGGCUCCAACGCUCGGUUCUAUGCCCUGCACGAUGCCCAUUCUUCUGCACGAUGCCGAUGGCUCUUUCCUCUCGUUACUUGACUUCCCCUCUCCCCGCCUCCUUCUCCCCGUUCUCUCCCUCUCCCAUUCCUCCCACCAGCCCAACCGCCCUGACCCCAGGGGAGGCUCUAACGCUCGCCCCGCCUUGUCCCCAGGGGUGGCUCUAACGCUCGGUUCUACGCCCUCCACGAUGCCCAUGGCUCCUUCCUCUCCUCCCUUUAACCUCCGCUCUACCAACCUCCUCUUCCCCCCUCUCCAUCUUCCCCCCUCCCCCCUCUCCAUCUUCCCCCCUCUCCCCCCUCUCCAUCUUCCCCCCUCUCCCCCCUCUCCAUCUUCCCCCCUCUCCCCCCUCUCCAUCUUCCCCCCUCUCCCCCCUCUCCAUCUUCCCCCCUCUCCCCCCUCUCCAUCUUCCCCCCUCUCCCCCCUCUCCAUCUUCCCCCCUCUCCCCCCUCUCCCAAUCUCCCCUCCAGCCUAA
This is a messenger RNA of Closterium sp. Naga37s-1, 624 nucleotides long. Lineage: Eukaryota; Viridiplantae; Streptophyta; Zygnematophyceae; Desmidiales; Closteriaceae. The record is from the annotation of a GenBank genome assembly.